AGUCACACUCGCGGGAAAAAUGGCGGAAACGUGUUCCGUGUUCAUGCGACCUCCAGCAGCGGUUCAAAACAGUGCCUCCUAAGCCUUGCCCUCUCUUUGUGUGCAUGCUUGUCUAGGUGUGUCACUUAAUGUGUAAGGCUGUGGGUUAAAAGAGGCAUGCAAGAUGGAAAACGAUACAGUGGAGUGCUCCACCUCUGGCCACAUCAAGCAAGUCAUCAGCCAAGCAGUCACUGAAGAAUCCCAAGUCAAGGCUUUUCAUUGUAGUCACUGUGUGCUGAUCUUCAAAUCCAAGGUGUACCUUUUUGAACACCUCAACAAGGUGCAUGGCCUCAAUACAGAAACUUCUCUCAGAGAGGCUGGUUUAUGCCCUGGGACUGACAAAGCCAUCACAGAGAACAGCAGCAGCAGUUCAGGAGAUCAUUUUAAAUGCCAGAGCUGUGAUUCUAAAGCUUGUAGUUGGGAUGGUUUAAGUGAACACGAGGAACUGUGUCACAAAACUUCAGAAAAUCCUAACGUGUCAGGAGGUGUCAUCAUUUCAGAAAAGCUCGACAGCACUUUAAGUGUCAUUUCAGCAAACCAGAACAAUGAAGCUGCAGGAACAUCGGAAGAUCCGUCAGUUCUUUCAGAUAUUUCUACCUCAGAAGCGAAAUGCACGUUAAAGGACCUGAAAACCUACAAGAGGCCAUUGCAAACCAUUACGAAGUACUUCUCAGUGUCAUCUGAAUCAAAUACAAUGACUGCUGCAAAAUUAGCUGAUGGCACCAAAGGAACUAUCAUUUUGCAGGAAUCUCCUUCAAGCUCCUGUCCAAACAGUAGUGGUGUGUUUAAAGUCACAGCAAAGUCUGUGAUAGAUAUCACCGGAAGUAAGUCGUACCAUUUUUUGCACACUGACUUGACUACUGAUUUGACACCAUCUAAAACUCCGGAACAAUUCAGAAAAGAAUCUGUUCCUGACAGUGCUGUGAAGAGAUCCAGUGGUAAAAGUUCAAAAGGUCAUCCUGCCAAAAAAGCCAAGUUGGAUAACGAAGAGAUGCUCACGGAAAAAGAAAAUGAAAGUAGACAGCAGUCAUCCAGCAGCAACGAGUUUUCAUUUGAAGUCAGCGAAGAUGAAGACGAGGCAGACGCGCCAAAAGUGUAUUCUUGUAAACAUUGUGACUACAGUGACGUGGGCAUCAGGCGAAUUUCUGCCCAUUAUCAAAGUGACCACCCUUAUAUCAGAUACAAUUCUGUCUACAUUCAGGACGCAAGUGAUCACAGUGCCACCUUUCGUUGCUUGGAGUGUCCAGUUGAGUUUUUAAGCACAGCUGACCUCAAGAGGCACUACUUGGAAAAUCAUCCAGAUGCCCCAGAUGUAUUUGCCAUGAAAUCAUGUGGCCUCAGUUUGGUUUUCAAAUGCUUUCUUUGUAAAUUUACUACCAAUCUAUUGAAGUCCUUGAAAGAACAUUACAAGGCAAAGCAUGCAACAUAUGAAGUGGAGAAUUCCUUAUUGUUCUGCAGAUAUUCAAUGUCUGAAUGCCAAGAGGAAUCGUCUCAGCUGAGUCUAGAAAAAUCAGGUGGAAUUUCUCCUGAGCGUGCCCACACAUCCCAAAAUUCUCCCUCUAAAAGAGCAGACAUGGCCUUGUAUAAAUGCCAGAAAUGCAUGUUUAGUCACAAGUCAGUUGUUGCUAUGCAUGUUCACUACCAAAAAAGCCACCCAGAUGAAGUAAUCACAUUAGAUAAAAUCAAACAGUCAGCUUGUCCCACAUCACAUGCAGCAUCAGAGAUGACAUCUGAGAAGUGUUCAGAUUCUGUGAUUGUAGUAGAUCAUUCAGAGACCACACCAGAAGCCUGUAAGAAUCAUUCAGAAUCUUCCCAAACCACGAAAGGGAAAUCUUCGAAGUUUCCAGCAAAGUCCAGUAAUGAAAUUACUACUGGACUGGACAAUUUCUCAUCCAGUUUACCAAAUGAAACAUUUUACUGCCAGUUCUGCAGUUACACAAGUACCAAGGUUAAGAGUAUCCUUGGUCAUCACAAUGCAAAACAUUCUAUGGAUGCACCAAUAGAUACUGAUGAUGUCCUAUGGUACAGUGCUGAGAUGCAGAAACUUCAGAGUGAAUCUAAGAUGUCAAAAAGUCCUUCAUCUUCCCAAUUUAAUACUAGUAAACAAGUGAAGAUGUGUAGGGAAAAGGAAGAUCUGUAUAAGGAGGAUCACACAGCAGAUGCCUCAGAAACAGGAGAGAGACAGGACAAGUCCUACGCAUGUCCAGAAAACUUGUUUUACUGCCACAAAUGCAACUUCGGAAAUCCAUCUAUAAAAGGAGUAAUUAACCAUCAGGCUAAGGUUCAUCGAAAGUGUAAUUCCAGCACUAAGUGUGUUCUUGAAUAUACAGCUUUAAUCCAUGAUGAAAUCAGGAAAGCAAAAGCAAAUGCAAAGGAUUCUUCUUCUUCCCAUCUACCUCUUCCUAUAAUAAAUGAAGGUGAAGAAAAAGCAUUUUUUUGCCACUUUUGUAACUACAGGCAUAGUACUUUGGAUCAGGUAAUGCGCCAUUACAGCAAAACACAUCAUGGAUUUAAGGCGAAGCCUUCAGAAGUCCUUCUGCAUACAUCUAAGAUCCACGAUCAGGCACAGAAAUCUCCUCUAACAUCCACUCAAAAUGAAGAAGCUGCUCAGGAAAUCCUCAAGAAAAUGUAUAAGAAAAAGAAAAAAACGAAGCAUUCAAAAUCUUUGGUCAUUUCAGCAACACCCUCAGUGACAACCCCACACACAAAGAGGUCCCUGAAAUGUUACAGAUGUGCAUACAAUACUGACGUGAUAUAUGCUCUGAAGACGCAUAUAAGGAAAAUUCACAAAGUAAAGCGUACAGUCACAGAUAUUUUAAGAUAUUAUUUUAGACAAGGAUCAUUAGAGCCCGGCUAUUAUUGUGAAUUCUGUGUUUUCAGACAUGAAAAAGCUGCAGCAGUUUAUGAGCACUACCAGGAACGCCACCCAGGACGUGUCCCCUGCGUUGAGUAUGUAAGUACUCGGUUAUAUGCCGGUCCUGGAAUGGUCCUUUCUAAAAUGAAGAAGCCUGAUCUAGAGCAGAGUGGAGGCAAUGGCACUGAAAACAGAUUGCUAUCCCAAAGAUCUGGACAAAAUAAAGCUGGUUUAUCUUGCAAAAGAUGCUCUUUUAAAAGUAACUCUUUGUCAGAUCUGGCACACCAUUACCGAAUUGUUCAUCCUUUGAGUGCAAAACUUUCCAAGAAAGCAAACGCAAGCUGGCGAGUAGAAGACCAAAGUGACAGACCUGGCUCAUUUGACUCCUACCAGUUUGGUAAAUCACAGGAUGAAGCAGAGGCGUCCUGCACAGUGUUCAAGUGCCUUUACUGCUCUGCAAAUUUUAAUAGCAAACACGGUCUCCACGUUCACUGUGGAAUGAAACACCCGGAAGCUGUAAUCGAAAAAUUUGAACAAGAACAAAAACCAAAAAAGCAGCACAAAAAACGCCUGCAUGUCUUUAAGUGUCCAUAUUGUACCUACGUCAAUACCGUUUAUCAGGGUGUUCUCACUCACUGCCAGAUGAAGCACCCCAACCUCCCAUCCAGGGCCGACAGUCUCCACGUGGAUAUGGUGUAUGUUGAAAAUUUGGACGAAACCUGGAAAAGCAGUCCUCCUGGUGAGAGUCUGAAACUUUGUGGGCACAUGUGUAAAACCUGUCCGCAAAUCUGCGCAACGCUGGAGAAACUGAACAAACACUGCGAGCGAGACCACAAGAAGACUGGUGCAAGCACAGCACAAAGCACGGCCAAACCCGCUCCUAAGCCAUUAGUUAAAAGUAAAAUACUUCUAUCUAAAGCCUACAGCACACAUGGAUCUGUAUCAAAGACUUCAUUUUUAAGCAAGAAAAUCUAUGCCGUGAUCAACUGCCAGCACUGUUCUUACACAUGCACCACCAAACUUGCUCUUGGUCGCCAUUUGCUUGCUAACCACAAGCAUACUAUUUCAAAGGACUGCGUAUACAAAUGUGUGCUGUGUUCUAAAGUUUACUUCAGGAAAAAGCAUCUUGGACGCCACUAUGCAGUGACACAUGGAAAGGAGGCUUAUUUAAAAUACUACGUGCCCAUAUACAAACAGCCUCUCAAGAAGACAGCGCGAUCGCCGUCUGAAGACCCAUCAAGUCAGCAACAAGAAAAAGCCUCUGAGACAUUUAAGUCUAGCAUAACAGCAGAAGAAAGCCUCUUGAUCUACAAGUGUCCAAAGUGUCCAUAUGUGAAUGCUAGCUACCACGGGACCCUCACUCACUGUCAAAUGAAGCAUCCAGCAAUUGUAGUCCGGGCAGACGAACUUGAGACAGGCGAAGUCUUUGCAUCAAACAUGGUCAAUUGUACUUUAGGAAAAGGUUCUAAUGAAAGAGGGUACUUGUGUAAAAAAUGUUCACAAAUCCAUGGAUCACUGACAAAACUCAAUGCUCACUGUAAGAGGGUUCAUCAUGACACAGAAGUGUAUGAGCACACUGAUGCUGAAAGCCAGCCGGUUCACACAUCUCAGGGCUCAGCACAGGAGGAUGCCUCUGUGAAAAACAAAACUUCGAGAGAAGUAAGCGUUGCGGAAAGUAGACAGGCUCCACAAACGGAAACUCCUGAGGCAUGCCCGUCAACUUUGCUGUCCGGAGUCCGCAGCACCAAACAGUUGUACAAGUGCCAGAUGUGCACCUAUAAAGGACUGUAUCGAAAAUACCUCCAGUGCCACUACAAAAAUACUCACAAAUUGGAUGCAGUCAGUAUUUACAAACUUCUUGAGAAAUAUAAUAAGCGUAAAUGGAACUUUCCCAGCAACGUACUUAAAUCAGGCAACAGCACAAAGGUUAAAUGUUUGAAAUGUCCAGAAUUAACAUUCGAGUCGUCGCAGCUGCUCAUUGACCACUAUAGUACUUUUCACCGCUCAGAGUGGAAAUUGGACUUUACUGUGUUGUCACUAGGAUCGACGAAAAAGAAAACCACAGGGGUUUACAAAUGUGACCACUGCAACACACAAUUAAAUGGGAUUAGAAAGGUGUGUUAUCACAUGGAUCGCCACAGAGCAAGGAUGCUAGAGAUGGCCAAGGCUGCGCAGAGAAAGGAGUCGCUUAUUAGCACAACACUAGAGCAAGAAUCCAGCGAGCCCUGCAGGCAAGACGAAACGACCACAUUGGAAACUGUGAACGAGGUUAAUCGUUGGAACGGGACACCAGUACAGAGCGCCGCUACAUCAGAACUCUCUGAUGUACAGCAGCCAGAACUAGAAUCGAAUGGAGACAAACACACGUGUAAACAGUGCGGCCGGAUGUUUAUGUCAUUGAAAGGCUUGCAUUCACAUGAGCACAGCCACGCAGCCCUGGCAGCCAUCAAGAAAGUGGACAAUAGCUCCACGUCUGGAUUAAAACACAACAUUAGCAAAUAUCUCAUCCACAAAUCUGGAACUCUGAGACCUUUCCUGUGUAGUUGCUGUACCUAUCGGACAACAGUCUUUGGCCUCUGGAGGAGUCAUUUUAUGAAAAAGCAUCAUGAUCUCAUCAUGGCUGCAGCUGAGACUGAAGACAAAGAUAAGAGUGAAGACAGGUUUGAUAAGGAGUCCUCUAAUUCAUCAGAGAAAAUGAACAGCUUGCCUGAAAUUGAUGAGGGACCUGAACUGAUUAAAGGAUCUCUGUACUUGGAGCCCCCAGAUGUGCGGCGCCAGUUAAACCACUACACCAUGAUGGCACAGAGCAGCAUCAAAUCUAAAGUGAACGUGCAACUUUCAAAAUUACCUGAGAACAGCGUGCUUCACUGUGAGUUCUGCAAUUUCAGCACUGGACACCUGUCUAGUAUCCGGCGGCACUACUUAAAUCGGCAUGGAAAGAAAAUCCUCAGAUGUAAAGACUGCAACUUUUUCACGGGUUUAAGGAAAACUCUGGAAAUGCACAUGGAGACGGGUCACUCUACCUGCCAGUCAAAGCCUACUCAUCAGAAGGACCUCUGCUGCCCUUUCUGCCUGUACCAAACUAAGAACAAGAACAACAUGAUUGAUCACAUUGUCUUGCAUCGUGAGGAACGUGUAGUGCCAAUAGAGGUUCGUCGCCCCAAACUGUCACGUUACCUUCAAGGCAUCAUCUUCCGCUGUCACAAAUGUACUUUCACCAGUGGCAGCCCAGAAAACCUGCGUUUGCACAUGAUGAGGCACGAUGACAUCAAACCCUACAAGUGUCGGCUGUGCUAUUUCGACUGCACCCGGCUGAGUGAUUUGGAGGCACACCUGAGCGAUAAGCAUCAGGUCAUGAGGAAUCAUGAACUCGUGGGUCAGGUGAACCUUGAUCAGCUGGAGGCAAGCGUUGGUAAUGUGCCAGUAACAGAAGAGGAACAUUUGUCUAACAUGGACCAGCUAGAUAAGGACGGAGAAGAUGUAGAAAUGGAGGACCUUUUUGCAGACUGUGAUGAGGUUCCACAAGCUGAGAACCUGGAAGGAAACUAUACCACAGAGAAAAGUGCACUCCAGAUCAGGGAAUGCCAGGAAAGCAACGGAGAAAGUCCUGGCGAGACUUCCGAAUCAGACAUUCAACAUGAAAAUGCAAAACCAAACUCUACUGUCCAACAAGAGCUGCAAAAACAAGCAGAGAUUGUGCUGCUAGAGAGUGCAAGAGAACAGGAGACAGGAAAUGUGGAACAAAGUGUUGCAGAAGUGAAAAUUACAGGUACCCCAUGUGAGGAUUGUGGCGGUCCAGAGGAAGAAAGGCAGACAAAUAAAAACCAAGCCCAACCUAAAUUCACAGAAUGUGGAGACAAACAACAAACAGAGACAGGAAAUGAUUUCAAAGUGGAUGAAGAAACACCAGCUCAAAAGCAAGACGUUAAAGCACUUGAGCGUAAAACACUGAACAUCGAGGCAAAGGUAGAAGAUGACAUACUGCGUCAUAUCUUACAGUUGGCCAAUGAUGACAGCAAGAUGCAUAACAAGGCAGAUGAGGGUAAAACGGUUAAGAUGGAGAAGGACACUGAGGCAAGUGAUGCAAGUGAUAUCCCAUUAGCUGAAGAGAGCAACUUCCCUUUGUUCCAGAAUCCAAAGAGUCAAGUUGGUAUAGAGGCAAAUUCAGCCUUAACAAAGCUAAAUAUUGCACAUGUAAAUAACACAAGGACAAAGGAGAGUUUAAAAAUUGAAAGACAUAUGUUAACCCUCCCGCCCACUUGUGCACGACUUAAGAUGAUCACCGGCAAUAUUUUAGGUGUCUCGUUUACAAAAUUAAAGCAGGAACAAGUGCACACUCAGCAAAGCAGUGAACAGGAACCUAAACCUUGCAAAGAAAUGCCAGUACUUGAGAAAGAAUGUCUGAAGAAGGAAGUGCACUCCCCUGAAUGCUUCAAGGAGGAAGAAGAGAAAGGUCCUUUCGAGCAGAAGCAGAACCAAGAAUCUGAGAUGCUCACAGAAGACGAGCAACGACACCAAGAUCAGGCGCCUGGUGACCACGACGGGAUGAGGGAUGAUGAUUGUCUGCAAGAGCAUGAAGAUACAACAACACAAGAACCGGCUGAAGUCCUGUGCUCCCCACGUACAGAGCAGAAACGAUUUACUUGUGAGUUCUGUGGAAGAAACUUGGUGAACAGCUCUGAACUGAAGCGUCACGUCAUGCGGCAUGGAAUCUAACAGUCUUUUCCACGUUUUUUUUAUUUGGGUUUCCAUUUUAUGGAAAGUUCCUUCCAGUGUUGUGUUGAGUUACGCAUUUUAGAUUUUGUUAUUCGUCUGAUAUCUUAUCUAACUGUACGGUUACAUAUUUACGUUUCUGUUUUUUUGUGCAUUUUUAAACCUUUUCCUAUAAAAUGCUUUUAUGGUAAAGCUGUUAAACAUAGGUGUGAUUCAGUAAAUAAAACUUUGAACCAAUAUGGUGAAUGUAUUAUGUGUGACACACUGUAUUUAAAAUCUUUAGAAUUUUUUUUGUAUUUUUUUUAAACACUAAUGGAUAAUGUCCGUGAUCAACUGUCAUCCAGAGUUCAUUUUUAUUCCUGUAGUUAGUACAGGGAGGUAUUAUUUACGAGAAGUUAUUACUGUAAAAUCUGCAGAAACCUCUACACUGUGAACUAAUUUUACAUGAAAACGUUUACAUAGAGUUAAAUACCACGAACUGAACCAACUUCCAUAACAGAAAGUUCAUUAAAUGCUGCCUUCAGGUGUUGUUUGGUAUUUCAACACACUUUUAUUGUGUAUUUUGUACUGAAAAGGAAAAUAGUUGACAGUAAAAUAUCAGUAUUUAGUUUGGUAUUCCAUGUUAACGAAAUUUUGUUUUGUUUUUUUAUACUUCAAUUUGUUUUGAAUUUAAAGUGUGUUUGCAGCACCUGAUAUUUAUUUUCCUCCUAGCUUAGAGUGGCGCCUUCUAUGAAAGUGGUGAAUUUAAACAUUUUUAGUUAAUUUUACUAUUACAGUAGAUGUCACUGGUGUCAGAAAAAGGCAGUAUAUCUGAAGAUACAGACUCAUGCACAAUAGGUCAUAAAUGAUUAAUAAAUGGUCCAUUUUUUUUUUUUCAAUUUCUUGAACAACAGCAAAAAAUGGACACAGGCUGGACCAAGAAGUUAUCAGGGACAUUUACAGAAGACUGAAACAGUUAAAGUUUAAAAAGUUAAUGUGUUAUGAGACCACGUGUGUUCAUAUCCUUGUAUUAUAAAACAUGGAUGCUUUGUAUUAAAAGUGUUGCCCUGUAGCAAAAAUCAAAUAGUGCAUUAAGAAAAUAUAAUCUGGUUACAACAAUAAAUGUUUGAUU
Messenger RNA from Pelmatolapia mariae (spotted tilapia), 8717 nucleotides. Its product is annotated as zinc finger protein 462-like. Gene Ontology annotation, cellular component: nucleus. Gene Ontology annotation, biological process: regulation of gene expression. The transcript has 11 exons. The coding region runs from base 164 to 7609 and encodes 2481 amino acids. The record is from RefSeq and is a predicted model, not a curated record. Lineage: Eukaryota; Metazoa; Chordata; Actinopteri; Cichliformes; Cichlidae.